UUAAUGCCAUCUCCAAAAUCUCCAAUAAGUCACGUCAAAAAAAGGAUCACACUUGUCUAUUCUAAUCUUUUUACAGGUCUUCUAAUAGCUUAUAGUGUCCUGGUGCAUGGCGCCCAUAAACCCAACAAGGUUUGGGAAUUUGAGAUUGAUCUGCCGAAGAUGCUGCGAACCCUGCGGUCGUACACAGGCGUGUCUGUCACUAGCAGUCCGAGCCUGGAUCCCAACGUGGAAGGACCCAUAGCUAGAUAUGGACAACCAGAUCUGCUCUCACAGAAGCUGAAGUUUGAGAUAUCUUCGCCAGGGUUGGCACACAUAAUGGAUUACGUGAAAAAUUUAGUAAGUGCAAGACGACAAAACAAAGAUCAACGGCAGAAGACUGAAGGAUAUGUUAUGGAGAUACAGGGUGUUAUCAAAACACCCAAAUACACAUACCCACCGGACUACGACUGGAUGCGGCUCAGUUCUCUGUACAAGAUAAAACAGGAAAAGGAAAAUAAAAAGGGUUAA
Molecule: messenger RNA, 507 nt
Organism: Pectinophora gossypiella (pink bollworm)
Lineage: Eukaryota; Metazoa; Arthropoda; Insecta; Lepidoptera; Gelechiidae
Exons: 2
Coding region: 4-507 (167 amino acids)
Source: RefSeq, a predicted model, not a curated record